AUGUACGGCAUCUUGAAGAUUGGUGACACGGUGAUCUCUGAAUAUGACGAGUUGCGGCGGCAACUGAUUCGCAUGAAUCACACCGGCAUUCAUAUCCUUAACUUCGCAUUACGAGAAGUUUUAGGCGGAGAAGUCUGUCAGAGGGGGUCACUCGUCGCACCAGAGAAACUACACUUCGACUUUUCGCAUAAAUCUGGCCUCACAGAGGAGGAUCUUAAAAGGGUUCAAGUGAUCUGUCACAAUUACAUCAAAGAUGAUCGGCAGGUGUUUGUGGCGGACGUCACACUGGAGAAUGCACGUCGGAUUGAUGGUGUACGCACUAUUGUGGGUGAGACGUACCCUGAUCCAACCAGGGUUGUUUCUAUCGGAGUCCCUGUCAACACUCUGGUUGACAAUGCUUCUAAGGACUGGUGGAACUACAGUGUCGAGUUAUGUGGAGGCGCACAUGUUGACAGGACCGGUGAGAUCAAGGAUAUGGUCUUGCUUGAGGAGUCCGUGAUCGCAAAAGGUGUCCGACGCAUUGCGGCUGCUACCGGUCAAGAGGUGCAAGAAGCCCGACAGAAUGCAGCUCGUCUUGAAGAGCACUUGGUGAGUAUGGAGCAGAUGUCUAUCUCCCCGGAGAAGGAGGCACUUGUCAAGCAGGCACAGGCCGAACUCGCCACGUCAGCAAUCUCAAUUUUGGACAAGAAACUGUUUGCAAGGCGACUCGAAGGAAGCAUCAAAGAGAUGAUGAAAGAGCAAAAAGAAACGCAGAGAAGUCAAGUCGAUGCUGCCAUCAACCAUGUCACAACCGUCAUCGAUGAUAACCCAGCCAGCACCUCGUUUGUUGUUAACCUCCCGACUGAUUGUUCCGCCAAAGUUAUCACGGAGGCCAUUAAGCAUGUCUCUUCUAUCCACGACGACAAGAGCGUGUAUUUCAUAGGUGUAGGUGCCACUGGCAGGGUUGCCCAGGGGUGCUUUGUCUCACCGAAACACACCUCGAAUAGGCUGGUGGCAAAUGAAUGGGCUGCACAGGUUGCGAAAGUCGUGGGUGGAAAGGGUCUUACAAGUAUGGGGAGCGGACCGGAUAAGGCCAAAGUGGAGGAUGGGAUGGUGGCUGCGAGAAUGUAUCUCCAAGAACUGCGGAUUUGA
Penicillium roqueforti is the source of this 1131-nucleotide messenger RNA. RefSeq lists its product as uncharacterized. NCBI's taxonomy places the organism in Eukaryota, Fungi, Ascomycota, Eurotiomycetes, Eurotiales, Aspergillaceae. Gene Ontology annotation, molecular function: ATP binding; amino acid binding; aminoacyl-tRNA deacylase activity. The record is from RefSeq and is a predicted model, not a curated record. The coding region runs from base 1 to 1131 and encodes 376 amino acids. Gene Ontology annotation, cellular component: mitochondrion. Gene Ontology annotation, biological process: alanyl-tRNA aminoacylation; tRNA modification. The transcript has 2 exons.